GUUGAAUAAAGCUUACAUAGAGACACACAAAAAGCAAACACACUGUGUUUCUCAUGAUGUGGAUGACCUUCCAUGUUGACUCCACAAAUAUGAACAACUAUAUUGUCCUCCAGAUGCUCCACGGCGGGCCUCUGUGUCAGUGAGUCCAUCUGCUGAGAUAAUGGAGGGAAGUUCAGUGAAUCUGACCUGCAGCAGUGAUGCUAACCCAGCAGCUAACUACACCUGGUACAGGGAGAAUGAAGACUCACCAAAAGCAUUGGGACAGACCUUCACCAUCACUCACGCCACACCAAAACACAGUGGGAAAUAUUACUGUGAAGUCAGAAACAGCAGAGGACACCGUAACCGCUCCUUAGAUUUGAUCAUUGUGCCUGGACCUUUGAAAUCAGCAGCUGUUGGAUCAAUCACUGUUAUUGUUCUGGUUAUCAUAUUCCUGUCUGCCUUUCUAUUGAUUAGAAGACAGUGGUCCUUGAAAAAAACCUCAGAGUCCAGAGAGAACGCGGAUAAUACAGCACAGCAGGAUGUAGACCCACAAUACGACAUCCCUUCACCUGCAGUGAAGAGAGAACCGGCAGAGCAGCAGGACGACCUUUACUACAGCAGUGUUCGUUUCUUUAAGAAGCAGGAAGAUCCCCUCUACUCCAACAUUAUGCUAGCUUGGCCCAACAAACAAAAGGAGGAAGAGGAGGAGGAUGUGGAGUACACUGCUGUCAACUUUAACAAUGGCAGUCCAGGACGGAGUCGUCAGGAAGCUGUGGAGAACCCGUCAGCAGUGUACAGCACAGUCAACAAAAACCACAGACUAUGAACACAAAUCUAUGUCCCUCUUCUAACCCUACAUGUUUGAUGUUUCCAUGAAGAUGUUACAGCAGUUUAGACAUGUAGACAGAGAAAACAGAGUUUGUGCUGGUGUUUACCUUGUAAACAGGACUUUACAGAUAUUUAUGUAUAAACAGUCUCAAUCAGUUCACACAUGUGGUUCCUUGAUGCACCGUUGUUGGUAGCCUAGUCUCACUGAAGCAAUGUAUUUUUGAAAAAGUUACCAUGUAUAUAGCGAGCGGAGAGGACAAAGCUGUAGCCUAAUGGAACCUGUAAUAGCUUUUUUUCUUCUUCCUGGCCUCUGAUUGGCCAAUAUUGCUCUGGAGUUUAGGCUUAUAUCACCGCCUCUUGGCUCACCAUGCUCUGAACGAUGCUAGUUUUGUGUUUAUAUGUGGAGGGAGACUUUCUGGGGGAACAGUAGAGAAAGAACCCUUUUUGUUGAAGAAAAAAAAACUUGUGUAUGUGUGGACUAGGCCUUAAAGUGAUUUUUAUUUUCUGUGUUUUGUUUUGUGUUUUCAGUACGUGGCUUAUUUUACACCCUUUCAUCCUCUUUGGCAAUACUUUCAUAAACUGUCUUGACUGCACUGAUCUAUAUUGUUGAUAUUCUACUAAAUAAACAGAUUAAUUUAAUAAGUAGACCAUUCAGAUGUCAUGUUAUGUAUGUUAUAAAGAAAAUAAAUGAUAGAUUAUUGUGUAGAAACAGCAUCAAUAACUUUUUAAGAAAUUUUUAAGCAUGGUUGUAUGCAGACGACUGUGUUCUGUAUUUCUUGCUUUUUCUUGUUUAAAUGUUUUAGAUGAAUAAAGUCUCCUCUCCUGUCCACUGUGUUUACAACCAUCAACAGACACAUUUAAGAGCUCUGAAUAAUAAAUCAAGAAACGGUGCAUCGCUGCUUUAAAUUUGGCUUCCAGAAGGAUAAACAGGACCAUGUCACUGGUAUUGUCCACCACAUUAA
Molecule: messenger RNA, 1772 nt
Organism: Acanthochromis polyacanthus (spiny chromis)
Lineage: Eukaryota; Metazoa; Chordata; Actinopteri; Pomacentridae
Product: B-cell receptor CD22-like
Exons: 5
Coding region: 161-808 (215 amino acids)
Source: RefSeq, a predicted model, not a curated record